Molecule: messenger RNA, 2334 nt
Organism: Quercus robur (English oak)
Lineage: Eukaryota; Viridiplantae; Streptophyta; Magnoliopsida; Fagales; Fagaceae
Exons: 3
Coding region: 1-2334 (777 amino acids)
Biological process (GO): DNA integration
Molecular function (GO): RNA-DNA hybrid ribonuclease activity; nucleic acid binding
Source: RefSeq, a predicted model, not a curated record
AUGGACGCCUUCUCAGGAUACAACCAGAUACGGAUGGCGGAAGAAGACCAGGAAAAGACCGCCUUCAUCACAAGCCAAGGACUCUACUGUUACAGGGUGAUGCCAUUUGGGCUGAAGAAUGCCGGGGCUACGUACCAGAGGUUGGUGAACAAAAUGUUCAGCCAACAAAUUGGCAGGAACAUGGAAGUGUACGUGGACGAUAUGCUCGUCAAGAGCAAAGAAGAGCUCGCACACCUGGACGACCUGAAGGAGACAUUUACAACCCUCAAAGCACACCAGAUGAGAUUGAAUCCAAGUAAGUGUAUCUUUGGGGUUGCUUCGGGAAAAUUCCUGAGAUUCAUGGUGUCCCAAAGAGGAAUAGAAGCAAACCCAGAAAAAGUGCAAGCCAUCAUCAACAUGACGUCCCCCAGGACCAUCAAGGAAGUUCAAAAACUCACCGGAAGGAUAGCGGCUUUAAACAGGUUCGUCUCUAGGGCCACAGACAAAUGCCUGCCCUUCUUUAAGACCUUGAAGCCGGCCUUUGCUUGGACUGACGAGUGCGAAGCGGCUUUCCAAGAACUGAAGCAAUAUCUGAGCAACCCGCCUCUUCUAAGCCCGUCCAAAGAAGGAGAAAACCUAUACCUGUACCUGGCGAUGUCAGCCUUGGCAGUGAGUGCAGCUUUGAUUAAAGAAGAAGGCAAGAAGCAACUCCCGGUCUACUACAUCAGCCAAGCCUUCCAAGGAGCUGAGUUCAGAUACCCAAGGAUCGAAAAGAUUGCGUUUGCACUAAUAGUAGCCUCACGCAAGGUCAGUCAAUUUGACAUCGAGUACCAUCCAAGAACUGCUAUCAAGGCGCAAGCUCUGGCCGACUUCAUCGCUGAAUUCACUCUCCCAAAUGAAGAUGGAAUUCCUGACGGAGUUGAUAAAUGGACAAUACAUACAGAUGGUUCGUCAGCCAAAAAGAAGGGAGGAGUAAGGGUCGUCAUAACCACCCCCGACGGAGAAGUGAUGAAAUAUGGGGUCCAACUAAAGUUCCCAGCCACGAAUAAUGAAGCCGAGUAUGAAGGAAUACUGACGGGCUUGAGGCUUGGGAAAGCUCUUGAUGCCAAAAACUUGUUGAUCCAGAGUGAUUCAAAGCUGGUAAUCGGACAGAUCAGGGGAGAGUACGAGGCAAAGGAAGAAAAGAUGCAAAAAUACCUAAAACUGAGGAGACAACUAACUCAGGAGUUCGAUACAGUGGAGUUCGUACAGAUCCCAAAAAGCCAGAAUAUGGGGGCUGACGAAGUGUCAAAACUAGCAUCAUCAGAAGAAGGGAGGACGACCAUGGACUUGGCAAUAGAGGUCCAAAAACGCCCUAGUAUUGAAGAGGUUGCAGUGUUCACCCUCCAGAGCACAGACACCUGGAUGACGCCCAUAAUAUCUUUCCUCCAGGACGGGCACCUCCCUCAAAACACAAAAGAAGCCAGAAAGGUCAAGAAGAAAGCAGCCAGAUUCACGAUCCUGAAUGACGUCUUGUACAAGAGAGGCUUCUCUAUGCCUUACUUGAAGUGCGUCGACGAAGAAAAGGCCAAAUACAUCCUGGAGGAAGUACACGGUGGAAUCUGUAGCGACCAUGUCGACUCUAGAUCCCUGGUCAACAAGGUGAUAAGAGUAGGGUAUUUUUGGCCAACCAUGCAGGUGGACGCCGCUGAUCUCGUCAGAAGGUUCGGGAUUCCCUUGAUGAUCAUAUCUGAUAAUGGGAGGCAGUUCGACAACCAAGGCUUCAGAGAAUUCUACUCAGACCUUGGAAUCAAGAAUCAGUUCUCAUCCCUGAGACAUCCCCAGGCAAACGGACAGACGGAAGUGACGAACAGGACGCUGCUCAAGAUUAUCAAAACCAAGCUGGACGAAGCAAAAGGUGCCUGGCCAGAAGAACUACCUAGUGUCCUGUGGGCUUACAGGACCACAGCCAGAUGCUCGACAGGAGAGACACCCUUCAGGCUUACCUAUGGCACAGAGGCAGUAAUCCCAGUAGAGGUUGGAGUAACAAGCAUCAGACGAGGAACUUUUAGAGAAGGACUCAAUGACGAUGAACUGCGGCUCAACCUGGACUGCCUGGAUGAAGUAAGAGAUAAUGCAACCAGUAGAAUGACAAAGUAUCAAAAAAAGAUGACCGAGUACUACAACAAGAGGGUUAAACUCAGGCGACUGGACAUAGGGGACCUCGUCCUUCGCAAAAUCACUACAGCAACUAAAGACCCUACUCAAGGAAAAUUGGGCCCUACGUGGGAAGGGCCUUACCGCGUCAUUCACUACUCUAGACAAGGAAGUUACCAUCUAGAAACUAUGGACAGACAAAAGCUCCCUCGGCCAUGA